GCAAAACAACACAACUGCUCCCACUGUGGAAAGAGUUUUACAGAGUUAGGCAACAUGAAAAGGCAUGAAAGGACACACACGGGUGAGAAGCCUCAUCAAUGCUCUCACUGUGGAAAGACUUUUACUGAGUUAUGGAGCCUGAAAACGCAUGAGAGAAUACACACAGGGGAGAAGCUGUACCACUGCUCCCAGUGUGGAAAGAGUUUUACCCGGUCAGGGCACAUGAAAGAACAUAAGAGAACACACACAGGGGAGAAGCCUUACCUCUGUUCCGAGUGUGGAAAGAGUUUUACCCACUUAUGUAACCUGAAAACACAUGAGAGAUUGCACACAGGGGAAAGCCUUACCACUGCUCCCAGUAAGCCUUACCUCUGUUCCCAGUGUGGAAAGAGUUUUACCCACUUAUGUAACUUGAAAACACAUGAGAGGUUACACACAGGGGAGAAGGAUUAUGAAUGCUCUCCGUGUGGAUUGAGUUUUACCACUUUAGGGUACCUGAAAUCACAUGAGCGAACACACACAAGAGAGAAGCCUUUCCAAUGCUCACAGUGCAGAGAGAUUUUCACCCAGUUCGGGAGCCUUAAAAGGCAUGAAAGGACACACACAGUUGAGAAGCCUCAUCAUUGCACUCACUGUGGGAAGACUUUUACCCAGUUAGGGGGCCUGAAAAGACAUGAGAGAAUACACACAGGGGAAAAGCCUCAUUAUUGCACUCACUGUGGGAAGACUUUUACCCAGUUAGGGGGCCUGAAAACGCAUGAGAGAAUACACACAGGGGAGAAGCCUUACUGCUGCUCCCAGUGUGGAAAGAGUUUUACCCGGUCAGAGCACAUGAAAGAACAUAAGAGAACACACACAGGGGAGAAGCCUUAUUGUUGCUUCCAGUGUGGAAAGAGUUUUACCUACUUAUGUAACCUGAAAACACACGAGAGAAUACACACAGGGGAGAAGCCUUACCACUGCUCCCAGUGUGGAAAGGGUUUUAACCAGUUAGGGGUCCUGAAACGACACGAGAGAAAACACACAGGAGAUAAGGAUGUAGGAUGUUGAACUGUAGAA
Molecule: messenger RNA, 1059 nt
Organism: Oncorhynchus masou masou (cherry salmon)
Lineage: Eukaryota; Metazoa; Chordata; Actinopteri; Salmoniformes; Salmonidae
Product: zinc finger protein 135-like
Exons: 2
Coding region: 55-1050 (331 amino acids)
Biological process (GO): regulation of transcription by RNA polymerase II
Cellular component (GO): nucleus
Molecular function (GO): DNA-binding transcription factor activity, RNA polymerase II-specific; RNA polymerase II cis-regulatory region sequence-specific DNA binding
Source: RefSeq, a predicted model, not a curated record